Microthlaspi erraticum is the source of this 1584-nucleotide messenger RNA. The record is from the annotation of a GenBank genome assembly. NCBI's taxonomy places the organism in Eukaryota, Viridiplantae, Streptophyta, Magnoliopsida, Brassicales, Brassicaceae.
AUGAUGCUUAUGUUCGUUAACGCAUCCGAAACCACAACCUUCAAGCCAUACAAAGAAGGAAUCUUUCGGUCUCUUGUCGCGAAAGCGUGCCAAUUUAUCGAUGCUCACGAGACGUGCGUCUCAAACAUCCGGACGCACAUCGAGAAAUCGGGUCACGGUUUAAACCCACAUUCGGUUUUAAGCGCUGCGGUGAAGGAAGCACACGACAAAGCCAAGUUAGCAAUGGAGCGAAUCCCAACCGUCACGACGUUGUCUUUCCGUUCCCGUGAGCAGAUUGCAGUUGAGGAUUGUAAAGAGCUUGUAGGCUUCUCCGUGACGGAGCUAGCGUGGUCGAUGUUGGAGAUGAACAAACUCCACGGAGGAGAAGGGAUAGACGGUGGCUCACACGACGCUGCUGCAGCAGGAGGCAACCUUAAAACAUGGCUAAGCGCGGCUAUGAGUAACCAGGACACGUGUCUUGAAGGGUUUGAAGGAACAGAAAGAAAGUACGAGGAGUUGAUCAAAGGUAGCUUAAGACAAGUCACUCAGCUCGUGAGCAAUGUCCUAGACAUGUAUACGCAGCUCAAUGCCUUGCCCUUCAAGGCAUCUAGGAACGAGAGCUCCAUAAUGAGUCCUGAGUGGCUCACGGAGCCCGAUGAGAGCCUCAUGACGCGUCUCAACCCCAACGUAGACGCGGUUGUGGCGGUAGAUGGAAAAGGGAAGUAUCGGACGAUUACUGAGGCCAUCAACGAGGCUCCAAAUCAUAGCACAAAGAGAUAUGUUAUAUACGUGAAGAAAGGUUUGUAUAGAGAGAAUAUUGAUAUGAAGAAGAAGAAAACGAACAUUAUGCUUAUGGGUGAUGGUAUUGGACAAACGAUCAUUACCGGUGACCGGAAUUUCUUGCAGGGUCUUACCACUUUCCGAACUGCAACCGUUGCUGUCUCCGGAAGAGGAUUCAUAGCAAGGGACAUAACUUUCAGAAACACGGCCGGUCCGCAUAACCGUCAAGCUGUCGCAUUGAGGGUCGAUUCCGAUCAAUCCGCUUUCUUCCGAUGUAGCAUGGAAGGUUACCAAGACACUCUCUACGCACAUUCCCUUCGUCAGUUCUAUAGAGAAUGUGAAAUCCAUGGUACGAUCGAUUUUAUAUUCGGAAACGGUGCCGCGGUUUUACAGAACUGUAAAAUCUACACCCGAGUUCCGUUACCGCUCCAGAAGGUAACGAUAACCGCGCAAGGGAGAAAAAGCCCUAACCAGAACACAGGGUUUGUAAUCAUGAACAGUUACGUGUUGGCUACGCAACCUACUUAUCUUGGCCGGCCAUGGAAACUCUACUCAAGAACGGUUUACAUGAAUACUUACAUGAGCCAGCUGGUCCAGCCAAGAGGAUGGCUUGAGUGGUUUGGUAACUUUGCUUUGGACACGCUAUGGUAUGGCGAAUACAAUAAUAUUGGGCCGGGUUGGCGGUCAUCGGGUCGGGUUAAAUGGCCUGGUUAUCAUAUCAUGGACAAACGGACUGCAAUGUCCUUCACCGUUGGAUCGUUCAUUGACGGCCGGAGAUGGCUUCCGGCAACAGGUGUCACGUUCACCGCUGGUCUAGCUAAUUAA